Messenger RNA from Ectocarpus sp. CCAP 1310/34, 1943 nucleotides. The record is from the annotation of a GenBank genome assembly. NCBI's taxonomy places the organism in Eukaryota, Phaeophyceae, Ectocarpales, Ectocarpaceae.
AUGAUGGAUGUGCCGCACAUGGAGGAGGUGAUCCGCAGCAGCUUCGAAGCCAUCAAGGGCAAGGGGCCAAACGACCGCAGUCUACCCCUGAGCUUCAUCCUCCGCGUUGUGGGGCUCUGGCUGGUGGACAUGACGGUGUUUCCCUCCUACUUGUCUGUUCUUCUCGAAAUCCUGUCGACAAGCUCCGGCCUGGGCCACAGCACCGUGACGACAGGAUUUCGUGAGUGGAUCGCGGACAGGACGGCGCGGCCGCACCGCAAAAGGCUCGUGAUAGGCGCCGGCGUUUUCACGGAAACGGCGGCGGUCUUGAUGGCGAGAGCUAGGGUCGCCAAGCUCGCGGUGGGGGCGGAGCUUGCGCGGUACCUUCGCGCCAAGGUUCUUGUGGCGAGAGGCGAUGAUGUCGCGGCACCGUGUGCGGCAUCCAUGACGCCCGAGACUGCAGGCCUGGGGGUUGUGUUGGCCUCCGUCUGCGAGACCAUGGAGGCUAGGAAUGCGGCGGAGGCGGGGUCGGGGACGGAGGAGGCCGCAGGGGCGGGGGCAGCAGCGGUGGGAGAGGACUCUUGCCGCAGCUGUGGCUCCCCAGCUGUCCCUGACAGCGAGGGAGUAGGCACCGAGGCAUCCCCGGGCGUGGCAGCAUCAGGUUGUCGUGAGGAGGGAGAAGAGCAGAAGCGGAAAGGGGGAGGGGAGAGAAAGAAGAAAGGGGCGUACGGAGAGGAGGUGGGGGGCUGGAAAGAGGAGAACGAGCAGGGGCGGGAGCAGGACAGGGGGGUCGAGAAGAGAGUGUCGGCCCCAGCUUUCGACGACCCGGUGGAAGGAGAGGUUACCCAAGAGUCCGUCCUCGUCGUGAAGAGCCACGUGCAGGAUCGGGAAGUCAGAGGGCGUUGCAGAGGCGGUGAUGAGGGAAGCGAGGACAAGGUUGCUCUGCUGCAGCACAUGGUGAUCGACGGCUUUGCCUCUCUGAAGACUGACCAGGACAAGCUUGUGGCUGGCCAGCGAAGCCUCGAGGACGAGCUCGGCAGACUGCGCUCCCGCCUGGAUUACCCCGUAUCCGCCACCAUGGCAAGGGGUGGCGUGAAGGGGCAUAUCGGCGAGCGGUCUGGUGUGGCGACAAAGAGAAAGACCUCGACUUCAGCAGCAGCAGUUGGAUUAGCGAUGGAUUCCACCGCCGAAGUGGGGCUCCUCGCGUUGGCCGAUCGGUUGGAUCGGACGUCUUCACUCCUGGGCUCAUUGGCGGGGGGAGCAGGGGAGACCCGGAGUGUGCCGAGCAGCCGUGGGGUCACCGUCGGCUCGGGCGUUCUCGACGUGUCGCUGGCACCCCAGGACGCGACGGAGACGUUGGCAUCGCUGACCAACGAGGCCGAACAGCCUCCAGCAUCCGGGCAGAUCCUCGCGGUGGCCGAUCGGCUGUGGAAGGUCCACGCUGCCCUGGGGGGAGCAGCGGGGGACGCAGGAGAGACGUCGAGAGCUCGGAGCGUCGUUGAGGUCACCGUCGGCUCGGGGGAUCUCGUCGUGUCACUUUCUCCCGGGGAGGCGACGGAGGCUGUGACUAGGGACGCCCCCAAGGGCGUUGAGGGGAGGGAUGACGGGGGGCCCGCAGUGGAGGUGACCCAUCAGGUGCCUGGCGAGACCCCGGUGGUCGAGGCGACAGUGGCAUCGGGAGGGCUCGUGCUGGAAGUCGACGGAGCUCAGCUGGAGAUGGUCGAGGAGAUCACGGGCGAGACCGCGGGAAGUUCGAGGGAAACGGUGACAGAUGAAGGAGAAAGAGUGGCGAGGCCGCCGGUGGCAUGGGCGGAGACUGCGGAGAGGGCCGAAAACCCGAUUGCAGCAGCCGACAAGGCGGAGGAGGGGAGCAUCAUACCGGCAGUGGAGAGCGGGGUGGCAGCGGUCGAGACGGUGGCAGUUACACCAGGAACGUUGACGAUCAAGACGAGGGAGAAGUGGUG